AUGGAAUCUCUGGCCAUUUAUUCGGACGAAAAGAGUUUAUACUGUCCAGACAAUAGCAGUACUAGUGCGAGCGAAGACUCCGCCUCGGUCAGUUGUAAUGCGGCUGUGGAUCUCAGUAUUCGCCGAAAUGCACUUAACGAAUUCCUUACGGUUUCUGGAAUCAAUUGUAUACCAGUGUCUCGAAAGCCUUUUAGUCAGUUAACGAAACGUUCACAGAAUACUCAUGUCUCCAUAGCAACUGAGUCUAUUAUAGCUUUACUUGAUGUAAUUGGCCUGGUGAUGGAGGAGCUUUAUGGGAAGCGACCAAGAGGGCUAAGCUGGUUGAAAAAAACUUGA
Messenger RNA from Paramuricea clavata, 336 nucleotides. NCBI's taxonomy places the organism in Eukaryota, Metazoa, Cnidaria, Anthozoa, Malacalcyonacea, Plexauridae. The record is from the annotation of a GenBank genome assembly.